AUGUCCGACUCCCUGGUGGUGUGUGAGGUGGACCCCGAGCUACAGGAAAAGCUGAGGAAAUUCCGCUUCCGAAAAGAGACAGACAAUGCAGCCAUAAUAAUGAAGGUGGACAAAGACCGGCAGAUGGUGGUGCUGGAGGAAGAAUUUCAGAAUAUUUCUCCAGAGGAACUAAAAAUGGAGUUGCCUGAGAGACAGCCCAGGUUCGUGGUUUACAGCUACAAGUACGUGCACGCCGAUGGCCGAGUGUCCUACCCCUUGUGUUUCAUCUUCUCCAGCCCCGUGGGCUGCAAGCCUGAACAACAGAUGAUGUACGCAGGGAGCAAAAACAGGCUGGUGCAGACAGCAGAGCUCACAAAGGUGUUUGAAAUCCGCACCACUGAUGACCUCACCGAGGCCUGGCUCAAAGAGAAGUUGUCUUUCUUUCGUUGA
Rangifer tarandus platyrhynchus (Svalbard reindeer) is the source of this 429-nucleotide messenger RNA. NCBI's taxonomy places the organism in Eukaryota, Metazoa, Chordata, Mammalia, Artiodactyla, Cervidae. The record is from the annotation of a GenBank genome assembly.